AUGGACAGUGGCUCAAACCAAAACCCGUACUCGUCUAACGGUAUAAACACGACAGGAGCUUCUUAUCCUUCCCCAGCUGCCAUCUCCCCUAACCAGCUGCAACACGCGUCUAUCCAGCACACGCUGCCGCCUUUACAGCACAACGCUUCUGCUAUGCAAUCUAUUUACGGAAGCCACCCUCACACCCCAAGGACACCAGGCACUCCUAAUACUCCCCAGCCGCCUAACAUGAGCCAAUACCCACCGCCUAACUCUGGCCCUACUCGUGGUUCUUACGGUAUGAUGCCUAAUCAAUAUCAGCAGCCUCAGCAGGGUUAUCCCACGUCGUCUUCAAUGAUGCCUCAAACUUCUGUCGCGGCUUCUCACCCGCAGCCUAUCGCACCCGCCCCUGCAGCGGCGCGCCCUCCUGUUCUUCGUCCGAUGCCCGCUGGCGGGGUUAUGCCGCAGACUGGGCUGCCGUCACCUUACAGUGGAAGCCCUAUGAUGCCGCAUCAACAAUCUCUACUUCAGGACAAUGAACAGCCUACCCAUGUGGUAGGUUCUCAAGGACGACGUGGAAUAUUGCCCAGUGCUCCGGGAAGACCCGCUGCCCCAACUGGUAGUGGUGCAUCUAAGAACACGGUAAUCCCGCAGAAAGAUGCGGAUGGCAAAUUCCCCUGCCCCCACUGUACAAAGACUUACCUCCACGCGAAGCACCUUAAGCGUCACCUUCUCCGACAUACCGGCGACCGCCCUUACAUGUGCGUGUUGUGCCGUGAUACGUUUUCGCGAAGUGAUAUUCUGAAACGUCACUUCCAAAAGUGUUCGAUCCGACGAGGAAACCCCACCGGCGUGAGCCAUCUGUCUCAUCCCCAAGCACAUGUUAAGAAGCAACAACAGAACGCACAGAAGGCUAACGAGGGUGACUUGAGUCACAUGAACGGCAUGACUAACAUGCCAGGUGAUAAUGUCGUCCACCCUUUCGGUAUGGUUCAGAUCCAAGAUGGUAUGGGAAACAUGGCCAACGACCAGAACCAGCUUUCCAGAUCAAGCAGUAUGAGUCGGAUGGACGAGAACGGUAACCGGGACCGAAGAAGCAUGACCGGCGGCUACAACGGCGAUGUUUCGAACUCGAUGUCUUCGAAUAUCAACCCUCAGUUGGCCAACUUCAAUAUGCCUCAGGGCCAAAAUGGCAUGCCCAUGUAUGGAGCUUCUGGCUCAAACCAACAAUCUGGCCUUGACUGGUCCCAGAUGUUUCCACAGUCUGGUGCGCACCAUGCCUACGUCAAUCAGUUCCCUCCUAAUAUUGGACAGAAUCAGACCGCAAUCAAAACCGAGCCUAAUCUCACUUCCGAAAGACCCAAUGGCAUGCCAGGCAUGGCCCCGAACGAUGUGAACGACCGAUCGCUUUUUUUCUCGAAUUGGGACGUGCAACCCUCGAUGCAAGACCCUUACCACCGACUCUCUUCGCAGAUCCUCAACUUUUUCCACCCUCCCGGCACGGUACCCUCCAGUCACACCGCCGGCCUUAACGACUUCUUUUCUCCUGUCAACAUUAGAGACUUUCUUGAUUCAUACAUCCAUUUUCACUUCCAUUUUUCAUUCCUCCACAUCCCCACCUUCCGUAUCAUGGAGGUUUAUACAGGUUUGAUAGCAUCCAUGUGCUGUAUUGGCGCUUGUUACUCUGGUAAUGCCGCAUCUUCAAAUGUUCGAGAGAUGACAAAUUUUUUAAAGAUUGCAUUGGAGCGCGAUUGCGAUCUAUUCAGCAGCGAGGCGCAAGCCGGUCUUAAAUUUGGCAAUGGCCGAGACAAAAGAGAUAUCGAGCGAUUACAGGCACUCAUUUUGAUGUCGUCGCUUCUCAUUUGGAAUGGUACACCUGUCCAGCGCGAAAGUGCUAGGAGAAUCUUUCCUCUGGUAGCAGAUAUCAGCCGAAGAUUUGAUUUGUUGCAAGUCAGAAACGACUCAUCUUUAUACAGCAUUUUUCAUCAGCCAAAAAUCUCGUUGGAAGACCUCAAUCCCGGACAAUUCGAUUGGGCGGCGUGGGUUGAACAAGAGACGCGCAUCCGAGUAAUGCAUAUGAUAUAUCUUCUUGACAUCGCGCGCACUCUUUACUUCAACUGCGAACCUCAAUUCGAUAGUUUUGAGAUUCGCAUCCCGCUGCCCGCAGACGAUGCGGUUUGGGAAGCGCAAUCUGCGGUUGACUGCGCGCAAGGGCUAAACCUGUAUGGGUCUGAGGCGGCAAGGAGACAAAAUCCAGACGGAUCGCAACGCAGUAAGCAACCUGAGUUGAACUUGACACUGGCCGCUCUGUUUCACAGUUCAUAUCAAAUACAUCCUGGGAGCACUAAUCUGUAUGGGAAAUUCAUUUUGAUUCACGCUAUUAUUUCCCAAAUCAGACGUGCUCAACUCGAAGGCCGUCUUGCCGCACUGGAUGGUACUUCUACGCCUCUUUCGCAGAAUGACUGGGUUAUUGCGAACGGAUCAGAUACGGGGAGCGGUAAUCCUAGCGCCAAUAACAGCACAACUACUACACCGGUUGCGGGGUUUUCCUCUCAGACUUAUAAGACUCUUUGCACUGCGCUCGAUAAGUUUAAGUCGUACUGGGAUAUGGAUAUGGCAAUCCAAUUUCCUCCUUCGGUCUCCAAUCCUAGGCGGUACGGUUUCUGUCGUGAUGGAAUACAUUUUUUCUGGCUUGCGAAAUGGAUGCUCAAGAAUACUUCGGUGGUGGACUUGCAAUUGGCCCCGGAUAGUCGAUUUAAGCAGGUUAUUCAACUACUUAAGACUGUGAAGUCGUGGGUUAUGACGGACGGGGCAUCAAGGGGGGAGGAACUCGGGUCCGUAAGCGACAUCGAUAAUGAUUUUGCGGUUACCGAUCUUACGCUGGACAUGACGCACCUUUUCAAACCCUUGCCGUCGGUCGUGAAGUCUCCUGGUAUGCCUGCGGUUAAAACGGAAGUUUGA
Molecule: messenger RNA, 2940 nt
Organism: Daldinia caldariorum
Lineage: Eukaryota; Fungi; Ascomycota; Sordariomycetes; Xylariales; Hypoxylaceae
Product: fungal-specific transcription factor domain-containing protein
Exons: 2
Coding region: 1-2940 (979 amino acids)
Biological process (GO): regulation of transcription by RNA polymerase II; DNA-templated transcription
Cellular component (GO): chromatin
Molecular function (GO): DNA-binding transcription factor activity, RNA polymerase II-specific; RNA polymerase II cis-regulatory region sequence-specific DNA binding; zinc ion binding
Source: RefSeq, a predicted model, not a curated record